Anneissia japonica is the source of this 5877-nucleotide messenger RNA. Its product is annotated as GATOR complex protein DEPDC5-like. The record is from RefSeq and is a predicted model, not a curated record. Gene Ontology annotation, biological process: intracellular signal transduction; positive regulation of autophagy; cellular response to amino acid starvation. The coding region runs from base 148 to 4458 and encodes 1436 amino acids. NCBI's taxonomy places the organism in Eukaryota, Metazoa, Echinodermata, Crinoidea, Comatulida, Comatulidae. Gene Ontology annotation, molecular function: GTPase activator activity. Gene Ontology annotation, cellular component: lysosomal membrane; GATOR1 complex. The transcript has 28 exons.
GAUCACUAUGCGCCAGCAGUCAUAUUAGUUGUUUUUCUUUGAGGUUUUUGAAGACACGACCUAGGCUAGGCUUGGCACAGGUAUGGGUCUUAUUGACUUCCUAAAUAUCAUAAUUUCUCUCUAGAUGUAAACCACACAACAAUUGAAAUGAAGAAUUUUAAACUUUGGGUGCACCAACGAGGUGCAAAUGAGGAUGAGUUGACUAUUCAUCCUAACGAUUUUCCAGAUGUGUCUGUCGGAGAUAUACUUGAAAUUUAUCAUGCGGAAGAGUCCAGUAGGCUGUUACUCCAAGUGAAGUCACUCAAAGCAGACACUCAACAAAAAGAAAUAGUUACAAUUGAUCAAAGUGUGGCAAGUAUCUUCAAGCUUCGUCAGUACAAGGAAGUUGUCGUAAACAAAGUAAAAGAGAAAGAUGUUGAAUUGGAUCUUGUUGAACUUCUCUUUAAAGACCAAUAUGUCAGUAGAGGAGACAUGUGGAGACUGAAAAAAUGCAUGAUGUCAACAUGUGCUUACAUUAGUAAAAAGGUAGAGAUAUGUGGUAUUCGUACACAAGUUAGUGAACUGUGGGCCAAAGGUGAUAAGGUCACUUGUGGAGCAAUAACUGAAAAUACCAAGAUUGCAUUCAGGUCUUCUAAAGCAAUGUGUUACCUGUUUGUACAGAUGAGUAGCGAAAUGUGGGAGUUUGAUUCAAAUGGUGAUUUGUAUUGGGAGAAAGCAGUGAAUGGUUUUCUUAAAGAUCUAUUUACAUUAUGGAAACAGCAAAAUGUCAACAAUGAAGUGACAAUUGUAUUUUUCUCCAGAAAGUUUUAUAAUGCUCAAUCAAUUGAUGUGUUUCCACAAUCAAUGAGGACUUGCUUGCAUAUAGAUUAUAAAGGGAGAAUCUAUGAAGAUUUAUACAAGGUCAUUGUACAACAUGAAUGGAGGGAUGAUUGGCUGCCGAUGCUUAUUACACUUAAACAACACUUUAUUCAGUACUUAAACCUAAUUCUACCCUCUCCACAAGGAAUCAACACUGACAUAAUCUGUAUGGCAGAACAGCCUCUUCAUGCCACCCCUCUGUUCAGGUUUCAUAGCAACUUUAGUGAUAACAGUUUACUUGGCGAUGAUUACAACAUACCUCAUUGGGUUAACCAUAGCUUCUAUCGAUCCAACAAUCAACGAAAGAACAACAUUCCUGCGCUUUCAACAUUUACACCUAGGAUAAAGUUAGCAGAAAGAUUGACAAAUAUUGACAAGAGUGCAGAUGAGUUACCCCCUCUUCAGCCAACAACUGGUAGAGCUAGCAUGUCAAUAUUUAUGGAUGCAUUUGACUCUUGGGUCGAUUCCUAUUAUGAUGAGCAUGACGAUAAUGUUUUCAAGAUACCGAGUCGACGUACUUCGAAAUCAAGCAUUAAAAGUGUUCGUAGUCAGUUCGGUUUGAGGGACACAUCAUCCAAAGACAAAUUAAAGUUAAAACUUAUACACAACAGAAGUUUUAAAAAGCAGAUGUCAUUGAAUGAUUCAACCUCUAGUUCAGAUCAGAAAUCCUCACAGGCCAUACCAAUCCCUGGACGAACCAGGGUUGUAUCAUUUUGCAGAAAGGAUGAUGAAAUUUUUAAAAGUCCACAAAAUAUUUCACAUAGUCAGGAAAAUGAGAAUGAGGACUCUGAAGGGCUCCCUCAACGGUUGAUCGUUGGAAGUGCUAGUGCCAUACACUGCUUUCCUAAUAUCAGUCCAACAAAUACACACAACAAACGAGCAUUGAUCAAUCCUUUUGCCAAAUCCUGUGCUGCUAUCCGGUUGACAUCUAAUCGACGGCGGUGGACACAUACAUUUCCACAAGGACCUUCUGGAGAAGCCAUUCAACUUCAUCACCGCAGGCGGGAUGGUACAGAAUGUUCAGACGAUGAGCAGAAUUUAAUGUUAGAAUUGAGCGACUCAGGUUCAGGGCAACCUCAGGGAAGAAUUCCGCACUCGGGUAGUGGUGCCGGUUUACCGCAUUCGGCAAGUGGUAUUAGUCUCAGUAGUCAGCUAUCCGUAUCCAGUACGGCUAGCGUGGAGACAGUCCAAUACAGAGGACCACCAGUCGGACCUGGGAACAGUAGGCUUGCUUGGAUUUGGGGUGCAACAGGGGAGCAAGUAUGGACACCUUUUGUACAGACAGGUGUUGAUUGGAAGUCAAUAAUGGCAACAGCUUGUCUGCCGAUCACCACUGACUACUAUCCAGACAGCUUCAUUUUAGAGAGAGACUACAUGGAGAACCAGUAUGAUGUGUCACCAGAUGAAUUGGUCGGACCUAAUGUCUACUCUUUAGAAAGUGCUUUUAUGGAGUUAGUCUCACAAAGACUAAUGCACGGUUUUCAGAUGGUCAUAUCACCUCAGAAUGUCAAGUCGGGCCUUCAACAGAAUACUUACCGUACCAGUCAUCAUCUUGUCACCAAUGUUGAUCGUGAUGAGUAUGUGCUCAGUAUUGGCAAGAUUUUCCAUCGGAUCUCAUUACAUAGAAAUGAUCGUGUCAUCAAAGUGACCAUGUUCAAACCUAGACAUCCAUUUGUACCUCGAGAAUUCUUGUACAGCUACAAGAUUUGGCCGGCAAAAAAGAAUAAUUACGAGAUGGCCGUUGUGGAAUUCCAUCAUGAGCAAUUAGAACUUUUCAACUGGAAUUAUAUGGACAAUCACAUCUGCUGUAAGGGUGUGGACUAUGAUCUCAUGGAGUCACUGAAAUUCUGGCGUUCCCGUUUUCUUCUACUGCCCUCAUCUUCUCAAGCUGUCCGCAAACUUUGUGAGUCGCCGGGUACACCUUGCGAUGUUUUCUCACUUCAUUGUGAGACAGAAAACCAAAACCUCAUCGAGGGUUUCUUCAAAUUUAUGAACAUCCUUAAUCGUAUCCGUCGUCAAAACAACUCGAAUAAAAAGGAAGCUUCUAAUAAAAAGAGAAAUAGUGGACAUGCAAAACCUACAAGGCGUGCCAGUUUGACUUCUUUAUCGGAGAUCCGACAGAAAAAUACCAUGCUUACGAAACGACCCUGCAGUCCUGUUGGUAGGGGUGCAGACAAGUCCACUCGUCACCGUGUUGGGUCUCUUGAAUACACAUCAGAUGCUUAUAAAAGCCUAUUGGCUUCACAAAGUGCCACACCCACCAACAACAACAUUGCCACUGAGAGACCACACCUUAGCCUCAAGUCUCCUUUGGAGUAUAUAUUAAAUGCCAUGAGAAACUCAGAAAGUGGCUUGAACUUCUUGCUUCCAGACAGUAAAGGGUUUCCUCCACAGUCUUUCAUUGGUGCUGAUGCUGUUCAGUGGAUCCUCCACAAUCUAGAAGAGGAUACACUUGAGGGCGAGGCGGUGGAGCUCUUUCAGACUAUGAUAGAAAUGAAAUUAAUCCAUCCUGUGGGGGACAAGUCCUGUGCGUCACAUUGUAAUGGUUACCAUUUCUUCUACCUGAGGUCACCAAGUGAGCAAACUGAAAACAACUCCCCCAAUAUAUCAAUAGAUCUUUCACUUCAAAGAUAUCUAUUCGAGGUUGCAGUGUCUUGUGAUAGUUGUUACGGAGAUGAUAUGCCAUCCGCACUAUUUCCAUGGAGCGAGCAGGGAAAUGAUUUUGAUUCAUCAAAGCUGCACCACGGAUGGGGAGGUCGUGAACGUUUUAUGGCCAACGAAGAUCCUUCCAGCUUAUUUAAAAAUGUUAUCAUGGACUUAAGCAACAGUAAGACUGAUAGACCAGAAUGGUGUCACGUUGCUUAUCAGCAGGUCUUCAAUCCAAGUCAAGCAUUUGAGUUGAAAGUUCAAUGGCUAGUCUCUUCUUCCAGCAUGUUGAAUGAACUGCUGCAAGGAUGGUCAAGGAAGGCUCAACAGUGUGGGUUCCAUCUAGUUCCUGUACCAUGUGACCCAUUUUACUUCCGUUUUGAAACAUCAGACCCACUAAGUAGCCCGCUUUUUAUUGAACUUAAUGUUCCUACUGUUUUUGAAGGUGACAAUGCAGAGGUGUCUCAACUACAAAUAGCCAUACUUGAAAGAUUUGGUUUCAUUCCGAUGAAACAAGCAUCUCAAAAUGCUUAUGAAUCUUCACUUCUGCCGCUGGAUUACUACCAAUUUGUUCAUGUGUCUGGGGGAGCUUUUGCUGCAAUACGCUGUUCCAGCAGCACAAAAAAACCUGCUGAGAGGUAUAGUUUUACGAAUUCACCAUUUCGCCGGAGUCUUAGUCGGAAUUCCUCUGACAACUUACAAGAUAGCGGUUCGCAGAUCUAUAGCAAAGAUGGCAGCAACUCUGACUUGCAACUAAAGCGAGACGAGUUGAAACGGGACGCUGAAGGUAAAGUUGGAUUCUUAUGGGUAACCAACCAUCUGUUGACUAAACGAUGGCGCUCUCUGGGGACAGGAUGUGAGAAAUUACCUGCUCGACUACUCAAUGAUUUCAAGUUAUUCUGUUCGGAUGGGGAUGGAAGGCUGCAAGAGUUUUGGCAAGGUCACACAAGCUGAACUCUAUAUAAAUUCAUGAAGGAUAGGUACCAGUAUGACCAAAUUCUGUAUGGAAGUGUUUAAAAUAGUCACAUUUUUGUAUACCCUCAAACUGUUAUCAAUUUGUAUUCUUUAUUCUUAAUCACAAGUGCAAUCUAUCAUCCAUUUAUUUAUGAUUUUCAACACUAAUAUCUUUUAAUAACCAGUUAACAGUGUCAUAUUAUUACUGUAGAUUACAGUAUCAUGAUAAUAAAAUACACAGUUAUGGUUGUAUUCCAUCCACAAGAGAAUAAUUUGACAAACGAUUACUGCAUGAAAAAAUCGCCUUCAUGCAAUUUUGGCUCUUGAGAAUUUUCAUGAUCACAAUUAUUACUGUGGAGUACAGUAUCAGGAUAAUAAAAUACGCGGUUAAUAUGGUCGUAUUCCAUACACACGAUAAAAAAUUAGUACAGUACACAAAUGAUUACUGUGUAAAAGAAUUACCUUCAUGCACUGUCGGCUCUUGAGAAUUUUCAUGUGCCAAUCAAUCAAUAGUGCUGUAGAAUAAUAAUUACAGGUACUUAUUUUUGGCUUUUGUAUUCAAACAUGUUAAAUAAAAUUUCUGACAAUCACAUUUAUUAAUUUUAUAAUUAUCUAUUUUUAUAUUCAUUUAUGCAACUCCUUAAACAGCUUGUUAUUCACAGUGCAAUAAAUGAUCUGGUUUGAAAUGUAACUGAAGUAUAAUCAACAGUAUUACUAUUCAUCUUCACAAAUCAGGGUCCUUGGAAAUUGAAACAGCCUUCCACAGUCCCACGGGAAAGUAAAAAGUUCCCAGAAAAGUUCCCAUCGUCGAUGGCAGUCUAGAUGGAUCGUCAUUAAAAACGAUCUGUAGCGCGCGCGUAGUCACGUUGCGUGCUUCAUAGAACCACAUCGGCCGACGACCCUCGGGCGUAGCGAGUGCGGCUUUAAAGAAAGAUUAUUUAACCAGAUCCUCCCUGAAGUGUCUUCUUCCAACUUGAGAUCCGAUGAUCAGCAAAACAGUGACCUUUAUGAUUUAAAGCAGUACUGGAGUUCCACGCUAUUUAGAGUCAAAACCUGCUAUGGAUGUACUUAUUAUGGAAAAAUAAAGAAAAUAUUUCAAGCCAAACCAAAUAAAAACAAUCAGAUGAAAAAAAAAUUUAUAUAAAUAGUUUUAUUGAAAAAGAUGAAUAUCCGUAAAAUAAUAAAUAUUUAUGUUUUAUUUCACAUGGCAAUGUAUUAUAACUUAUGUAAUACUGAAAUCUAUAAAUAGAGAUGAAUAUAAUUUAAAUAUAUUCAUAUUGUUUCUUCUUUAUUUUAUAUUUUGCUGCAUGUAAUAUUGUCAGCUGAUUUGUGUGCUCAAUGCCCCAUUUAUGAUCAUAUGAAAUGUAAUCAAGUUUGCAAUUUUUUUAUAUUAAAUAAAUGAAUAAAGUAGCAAAUGUA